CUUAUUAUUCUUAUUAGUCCAUCCAGACAGCCGACGCACAUCAUGUUCAAGCCAACGUUGCCCUUGCUGGGAGGGCUACUAUGGAAAAUCCCAUGGCGUCUCUCGCGCAGACAGAAAUUCCGCCAGCGACGACGGCUUCGUGCGGUCGAUAGCGUUGUCGAUACUGUGGCCGCUGCAUUGAAGCGUAAUGGAUUGCCGAUGGCCAAGGCUAUUGAUCGAUGGUAUGAGGAAAUGCCACGGGAGCAGGAAAUGCUGCCUAAGGACAAAUACACAAUCUACGACCGAAAGGAGAAGAAAUACCGCAAGGGCAUUCACAAAUUGCCCAAGUGGACUCGAGUCAGUCAGCGUGUGAACCCUCCAGGUUUCUAGCUGAUCUUCCGCAAGAGAAAUAUUCGAGAGAUAUCAAGAGUUUUAUGCGAGUUGGGGUUAUAUUUAUGCGAAAUAAUACUGGCACACACCCCGACACCGCUGUUGCGGCUUUGUAGCAUACAGGAGGUAUGAGGUAUCAGCAGCUAAAUACCACAGCUGGAGUUUUGGCAUCGGUUCAUCAAAAUCAUUGGCGUCAUUGUAAUAUAGGCACAUUCUAGCUUGGAAAGUCGAUUUACUUCCAUUUUUGGGGCUAUUCUACUGCUACUGAUAUUCAAUCUAUUCUAUUCUCAAUAUACUAUACAGCAUUCAAAA
Talaromyces proteolyticus is the source of this 681-nucleotide messenger RNA. RefSeq names its product mitochondrial ribosomal protein L31-domain-containing protein. The coding region runs from base 43 to 369 and encodes 108 amino acids. Lineage: Eukaryota; Fungi; Ascomycota; Eurotiomycetes; Eurotiales; Trichocomaceae. The transcript is spliced from 3 exons. Gene Ontology annotation, molecular function: structural constituent of ribosome. Gene Ontology annotation, cellular component: mitochondrial large ribosomal subunit. The record is from RefSeq and is a predicted model, not a curated record.